UUCAAGGGCACUGCAAAAUUUUAUCGUAAGACUAAGAUGGAUAUUUUGAGGAUUUUAUUUGUUCUUUUCAAAGUUACGGCUGUAACGAAAGCCAUCGGAUGUCGAACUUUGACGUUCCUUUCAUGCAUGGAGAACAUGACAUUCACAGGUCACGUCACAAGCUCUUUUGAAGACUCGGAACCUGAAAGCAUGUGCAAAGUGAGAUGUUGGAUGGAUGACUCUUGCGUUUCGAUCAACCUCAAGCCAAAUGGAAGUGUGAUGACCUGUGAACUGAGCAACACAGAUCACAUUGGAGAACCCAGUGAUCUUGUUCCAAUUCCAGGAGGCAAAUAUUGCCCAGUUAAGAACCCAUGUUCAUCAAAUCCAUGUCAGGCUGGAACCAAAUGUACACCAGACUUUUCAUUUGAAAAAUACAUCUGCAAGAACAACAAUAAUGAGGCAACUACUUCUGGUACAACAAUACCAACUACCCGUGGAUCUACUGACCAGUCUUCUGAUACACCAACACCAACUACCCAUGGAUCUACUGACCAGUCUUCUGAUACACCAACACCAACUACCAAUGGAUCUACUGACCAGUCUUCUGAUGCACCAACACUAACUACACAGGGAUUUGGGGAAGGGUAUGAUAAGUAACUCCGACAUUUACGAAAAUACAGCUAUUUAAAAUAUUAGUAAAGUCUUUGUUGCAUGCUGCACACCAAGUCCAAAAAGUAAUACGAACGAUGUGAAUACAAUCAGCGAAAGGUCACAACGAUUUGAAAUUUUCUCAACCUUUGUCUGCACGUUGUUCCGUUGUUUUUCUGUCUGCUGUGCUAACAUUAUUUACAUACGAAUGUAAUUGAUGGGUUGCAAACAUACCCAUGAGAGAUAAAAGAGAAAAAAUGGCGGCCAUUGUGGUACCGUUAUCAAUGGAUGCUAAUGAGAAAUGACGUAACGUGCAGACGAAGCCAAUAUGUUUUUUUCUUUCACUCGGUCUCAGUCCCUUUCUCAAUUCCGGAAAAAGAAUUGUGUAGUCACUAAAAUUCGCAAGUUAUAAAACACACGUAAAAUUUUGUUUCUUCAUUUGGUUCUGAUUUUGAAAGGGCCUAACACUUUCCUGAGGUACACCCGACCGGGAUACCCGAGCUCGUUCUUGAUGCACCAAAAUUUUUAUAAUAUAAGGCCUUUUAAAAACGUCGCUGAUAAAGCAAGUUUGCAUGCAUACAGAUCAGUUAUAAAGGAUUAAAUAAUGUAUCGUGAGGUUUACUGAGGCCCCGUCCACCGUAUCCGCAAAUAUUUGUAUCCGCAAUUUUUUUUUACGGAU
Molecule: messenger RNA, 1306 nt
Organism: Actinia tenebrosa (Australian red waratah sea anemone)
Lineage: Eukaryota; Metazoa; Cnidaria; Anthozoa; Actiniaria; Actiniidae
Source: RefSeq, a predicted model, not a curated record